ACUUUUUACAAGGGUAGACAGUGAUAGGGCAAGGGGGAAUGGUUUUAAGCUCAAGGAGAGAAGGUUUAGAUAGGAUGUCAGGGGGAAAUUUUUACAGAGAGAGUGGUUAAGUGCUGAGGUGGGCUGCCCGGAGAGGCUGUGGUUACUCCAUCCCUGGAGGUUUCCAUGACCACGUUGGAUGGGACCCUGGGCUCUGUGCUUAGGAUUGUCCCAACCCAGAUGAAGGAUCUUGCACUUCACCAUGCUGAACUUCAUAAGGUUGGCAUGGGCCCACUUCUCAAGCCUGUCUGGGUCCCUCUGGAUGGCAUCCCUUCCCUUUCAUGUUCAACUGCGCCACUCAUCUUGGUGUUGUCUGCAAACUUGCUGAGGGUGCACUCAAUCUCACUGUCCAUGUCACCUACAAAGAUGUUAAAUAACGCUGGUCCCAGCACCGAACUCUGAGGAACACCACUCGUCACCAGUCUCCACUUGGACAUUGAGCCAUUGACCACAAUCCUCUGAGUGCGACCAUCCAGCCAAUUUCUUAUCCAGUAAGUGAUCCAUCCAUCAAAUCAAUGUUUCCCCAAUUUAGUGACCAGGAUGUUGUUCAGGACAAUGUCAAAUGUUUUUCAUAAGUCCAGGUAGGUGAUGUCAGUUGCUCUUCCUUUGCCUACUUACUGAUGCUGUAUCUCCAUCAUAGAAGGCGACCAGCUUUGUCAGGCAUGAUUUGUAUUUGGUGAAGCCAUGUUGUUUACCACCAACGUGAGGUUAACACCUCAUCUUUAUUUUCCAUGUGCCUUAGUAGGGCCUUCAGGAGGAUCUUCCCAGGCACAGAGAUGAGGCCAUGCCUGGCAAUAAAUAAAUACAGAGUCUAUAUUUAAUAUUUUACUCUUGUAAGUGUAUAGAAGAUAACCAUGUGUUAAGUAACUGCCAGCAUCAAUUCCUCAGGAGCUGAUCACAUCAAAGAGUCAUUUUUUCCCUCUGAAUAAAAAGAUAGAGCAAGCAGCACUGUGCAGAAAUUUAUACACAGGUUUUGGUGCCUCAUGCAUGCAUUGUGAAUCAACAAUAUAAUGUUGCUGAGAUAUUGGGGGAGAGCUACAUAACAGAUGGGAAAACAGUAGUAAUAAUGGCACAUAUAAGGUGAUUAAUAAUUUUUCCACUUUACUCAGCACCAGUGAGACUUCAGCUGUGUUUCUUGCACUGUCUUGGUUGUUUGAAUUUGCAUCUGGUGUUGGAGUCCAGAGGAGAACAACUAAAAUGAUAUUUUGAGCAUAUGCCUUUAAAGGCAGAGUGAAAGAAUUGUUUGUUUAGGAGCGAAUAAAAAUGAAGUGAGACUUUUAAGUCUUUAGACACCUAUGAGUGCUUUGAAGAAAGGACUGCAUUGUUUCCCAGUCCACUGAGAAUAUACUUAAAUGCAGGAAGGAGAGAAGAAUGUCAGACUUGAUGUUAGGGAAAAUUUCUGAUGACAGUUCUGACAUGAAUCAUUUUCCAUGUCCAGUGAAUAUAACUGAACAUUGACUGGGAAGGCUGUAGAGUCUCCUUUAUGACAAAGUUUCAGGCACAUGUUAGAUAUUAGGCAUUCACUUGUUAGGAAUGACACAGGUAUAGCUGAUGUGUCAGAUAAACAGGAUGUCUCUCCUGAGGACCAUCUCUAUUCUUUGAUUUCAAAAUAGAUACUCUGAUAUCAUAAGAAACAAAUCUGAGAAAAUAAUUUGGAAGAGAGGAAAGAUGCUUCCUAAGGGAACAAGAAAAGACUCAUGCAGCACAAGUAGGUGCAAGUGAAUGUUACUCUGAACAGGAGCAGAAGCUGUCAGGCUCUUUGUACACAGUUCCAAUAUUACAGUAAUGGGAGAGGUGGUCCAAAUUUACAUCCAUCAAAAACAAAGGCAGUAUGCUUUCUAACUUCAUAGGGGCGUAAGCACAAGCUUUGCACAGGACAUGAGGGGAAGAGAACAUGUGAUUUCCGAAGUUACUACUUGGUGAGAUUUAAAAACCAAUAUAUCAUUAUUAUUAUGUAGUCCCCUAAAACUUACCUGGUAUCCAGAUGGAAAUCCACUGUGAGUUAUAAGUUUGCUUACACUACAAAAUCAGACACGUUGUUUAUAAAGGCUAAAGGCCAUUCUUCUUCUUAAUUAAAAGAAGUAUAGAAAUACCAAAGCCUAAUCCUGUGGGCUUCAGUUAGGUUAAACUCAUCCUGGGAUUUGUGGGACUGACUUUUUAUUUUUAAUUAUGGACAUUGCUGUACAUCAUUAACUGCUUUUUUCAUCUGUAGGAAAGAGUCUUGCUUAUUACAGCACAGCGCUUUAAGAACUAUGGUUGAUAAGAUAAAUCUCUAUUAUGAGAUUGUUAUUAAAAAAUAUCUCUUUUCCAGAGAUAUCAAUACUUGCCCAGCCAACAUUUGUGUUUGGAAAGAAGGACCGUCCUUUGAAGAUUUCAUCUGUUCUUCCAAAAAACGUGCAAGAUCAUCAUCUUUCGCUUUCCAGAAGUCCAGCUCAGAGUCUAACGCAGUAAAGAAGAAGAACAUAUUCGUGACCUCAGCUCUUCUUCAACAAAACAUUGACAUCGAAAGUACAAAAGAAGGAUCCUUGUCAGAAAGUCAAUUGCGGAAUGUUAUUAGACCUGCCAUUUUACAACCCCCACAAGCCCUGACCUGUCCUGAAAAUCCUGUAGUGUCUCUAGUGACUAAGAAAGAAGCACAUUUUCAGUUAUCUGAAGACAACUCUUAUUCUAAAACAGCAGUGAAGUCAUCUAUUACCAUGAAUCUUUCCAGCCCUAAAACAGCACGAAUUCACUUGUUAGAAAACAGAAGUGUUCUAAGCAGCAGCAAUUCUGGUUUUGUGUUUGGAGAAAACAUGGUCGAGAGAGUUUUGAGCCCUGAAAAGCAUUCCACGUCAUGCAAUGAAGCUGAUUCAUACAAAAGAGAAAUGAAAUCUCUUUACAUAGAAUCUUUGCAUGUAACACAAACAGCUUUUUUGAGGAAUGCAACACUGACUGAGUCAGCAGUUGCCCAUAUUUCCAAGCCAGGGGAAAAAAUUCUGUUAGAUAAAGUUGAAGUUAUAACUGGAGAAGAAGAAGAGCACAAUGUAUUACAGAUUAACUGCAAGCUCUUCCUAUUUAAUAAACUUUCUUUAACUUGGACUGAAAAAGGCAGGGGAUCCCUGAGGCUCAAUGACACUUCUAGCAAUAAACGUGGAAUGUUGCAAUCAAGGCUGAUUAUGCGAAAUCAAGGCAGCUUGAGACUGAUUCUCAACACCAGACUAUGGGGUCAAAUGGUGAUAAAAAGAGCAAACAAUAAAAGCCUGUGCUUCACAGCAACAGAUCAAGAGGACCACUCUGUUCAAGUAUUUCUAAUUCAGGCAAGAUCAAAAGAUGCUGGAUAUCUGUAUGCAGCAAUACAUCACCGCCUUGUGGCAUUGCGAAGCUGUCCUGAGCAAGAAUCAGAUGCUAAUCAAAUAGACACAGAGUCAGAAACAACUUUUCAGCUAUUAAACUGUGACAGUGAUGAAGAUGAUGAAAAAAUAACUCACAUGAGCAGCAGUGGAUCUGAUCAUUCUAGAUGGAGCCGCAGGCAGCCUGUAGUCUGCUCAUGACAUUUACCACAGUUUACAACAGACUACUGGGGACUUGUCUUCCCAAAAUGCUGAAGACGCAUCAGGACCUGGAAGAAGGAAAUCAGAAGAAUUUUGUGUUAUGACUUUUAAGCAAAGAUGAAUUUUAUAAACAGUUUAUGUUCAAUACAUUGGGAAGGAACUUGAGAUGCACUUUUGAGGGUUCCAGUCAGCCUGCCUUGCUCUGAGAUAAGAAUAACAUGAUGGCUUCCAGUGUUCAAGAAUGGUUAAAACAGCUUCAGAUUUUAAAAUUAAAUAUACUUAGAUGCAUUAUUAAAGUAAGGAAUUUUAUAGGGAAUGUAUGUUUAUUCAUCUCCUUGAUGGAAAAAACAACACACAUAACAAUUAAUAAUAUACCUGAAAAGAUAUUUGAUAUUUUUUGUCUGCUAAUUAAAAGAUACAUUUUGAAGACUUAAAAUUGGGCUUCUCUGAAAACAUUUCUUAAAUUUGCCUGGUAAUACUCAGCAUCCUGUUUGUAAGUACAUGCAAGCAGAAUUGUCAGUGGCAGUUCAACAUGACGAAGGCCAACAGAAGUCAACUUUUUUUUUUUUAAAUAUGUGGAUUGGUCACUGGAGAAUUUUGUUAAAGGGCAAAGAAUUAGGUUACAUCCAUGAGAAUACAGUAUGAAGAACUGUAAGUAGAAGUUCUAGGGGACAUCUGAGCUUUACAAUCUAAAAGUGAAUCCGUUUGCACUUAUGAACAUCUUUUUGCUUGCAUAGAACAAGCACUUGCACUGUUAACUGUCCCUUUGAUAUGUAAAAAUAAAUGCAUGGACAUUAUAACUACAGAUCUGCAUAAGAAUUUAUCUUAUAUUUGUGAGAUUGUCUAAGAUUAUUUCUGCCUUAUUAUUAGCUGUAGUUAUCCCUAAACAGCAUGAGAUUAAUACAUUAGUCAAAUAUGUGCAAAAAUCCAAUCAGUGCCAAAGACUCAAUCACUCUGCAAAAGUGAUUCCACAAAAUAGCCCACUACCUAGCCAUUCUCAUGAUUAGAAGGUCAGUUCAAAUUAGAAGGUCAGUUUUCGAAAUCCCACCUGUGAAUUAAGACUUUCCAGAUCCUUCAGGAGCCUGUGCACAGUACAGGCACCAUUUAGUGCUCUGUGCUUUCUGUUCUUUCUGUUAACAGGUAAAGAAAGUGUAUGUCUAUAGUCAUUCUGCUGCAGACUUCUCUUGCCUUGUAUAUUGUUGGUUAGAAAAUAUUAAUCCCUGGUCAUUCUCAGGGCUGAAAAAAAAAAUUGCUCUGAAGUAUCUGAAGUCCUUUUAAUUAAGAAAGUUGUAAAUAUGUAUCAACCUUAAAAGCUGCAUCACACCUGAAGGGUCAAGUUAGUUUAGCCUUCCCAUCUGAACAUAUGUAUGAAGUUGGAAGAAUUCCAGCUUCUUCCUGAAUUCUCAAGAACAGAGUCCAGGUGAAGCUGAACUAGCAUCUGGAUUACACUGAAUCUUAGAUAGCCUGCCAAAAUUUGCACUUCCCUGAUUUCUGGAUGACAGGAAAUUUAAGUGGGACUGGAUUUUUGCCGUGGCAAUAGAGCAUCUGUCUCAAAUAGUGAAGCACUGGAACUCUUUUUCAAUCUUCAGUUUGCUGAUAAUGGAAAUGUUCUUUCUAGAGCAGCUGUAUAUUGUGUCCUCCUAUGGCAGCCUUGCUCCUCAGCACAUUUCUGUUAGUGACCUUCAUAUUUCAUUGCUGCAACUCAUACUCAGGAACAAAGCUCCAUGUUACCGAAACUUCAGCAGUUGUAAAAAAAACAGCAGUCCUAUGUAUUUAGCAACAGGUCAUGGUGAGAACUUUGCCCUGGAGCUCACCUGGUUAUGCACUGAAUGUAGAGUUUGAUUUCAAAGUCUGCCCUGGUAAUCAAAGCCUUCCCUGUACCUGAAUUUAAGUACCAGAGUGUCAUCAUGUCCCACAACUUCUAAAUUCUGAUACAGCGUGUGCAACAGAAUUUUUGCAGACAAAGGACUUAAAAACUUUGUAAUAUGCUUCCAUGGUGAAAGUAACAAAGCUUAUGAUCAUUCACAAAUUAAAAAAACCUCUCUACUGAGCUGCUUUUUCCCGAGAUUGUAUUAUACAUACACACACCAGUAUAUACACAUAUGCUCAAACAUACACUUAAAAAUGAAGCUACAUUUCCUACUAGCUGUGGAGGAAAAGAGAUGUUUGAAUAUUUUGAGGAGUGUGGAUACUGCGGUAACUGAAGACAUAAAUACAUGUAUGUGCAGACAUAUUUGUGGCAUGAAGUUUUACUCUUGAGAUCCUAAUUCAUUAUUUAUUCUAUUUCGUGUUAUUGCACUAAACUUCGGUGUUUCUCAAGAAGGUAUGCUGGUAUGUAAUAUAUUAACUUGGUUUUGAAAAUGUAACAUUUGUCACUUUAUGACAGCAGGAGCAACAGUUUCUAUGUCCAAACAAUAAACAAUUUUCUUACAGCUUUUAUUUC
Molecule: messenger RNA, 6012 nt
Organism: Numida meleagris (helmeted guineafowl)
Lineage: Eukaryota; Metazoa; Chordata; Aves; Galliformes; Numididae
Gene: RANBP3L
Product: RAN binding protein 3 like
Exons: 12
Coding region: 2292-3569 (425 amino acids)
Biological process (GO): protein export from nucleus
Cellular component (GO): nuclear pore; cytoplasm
Molecular function (GO): GTPase activator activity
Source: RefSeq, a predicted model, not a curated record